Lemur catta (Ring-tailed lemur) is the source of this 1759-nucleotide messenger RNA. RefSeq names its product phosphatidylinositol glycan anchor biosynthesis class X (gene PIGX). The transcript has 6 exons. The annotation marks the transcript as partial. The record is from RefSeq and is a predicted model, not a curated record. Gene Ontology annotation, biological process: GPI anchor biosynthetic process. NCBI's taxonomy places the organism in Eukaryota, Metazoa, Chordata, Mammalia, Primates, Lemuridae. Gene Ontology annotation, cellular component: endoplasmic reticulum membrane.
UGGACCGAAUCCCUCAGCAGGAGGCCUGAACUCCGCAAACACCUGCAAGCGGAGGUGGAGGCCGGACCAGGUCGCGACAAGCGAGCACCACGACAGCGUGCGGGGGGUUCACAUUCCUGCCGAGCGCUCGCCGAGCCGUUCCCACAGCAACAGCCCGGGCGCUCGCUACCGCGCUUGCGCCGCUGUUCGCCCCGCCCCCGGCUGGACGGCGAGGGGCGGGGCGGCGAAGGGGACAGGGCCUGCCGCCUCACGCGGCGCCGGAACUUUUGCGGACCGGGGCUGCAGGUAGUGGGGUACGGCGGGACGCGCACAGAGCCCUCGGCCCCAGUCCCUGAGUCCGCGACAGCGCGCUCUAGGAGCGGCGUGAAUCGUGUGCAAGCCCCUUUCUCCGUCCGCAUCUGCUCCCCGCACGCCCCUCUCGGGCGUCCGCCCUCCGGCGUCCUGGCUGCUCGGGCCGUGGCUGUCCGGGCGGCAGCCUGGCUGCUCCUCUGGGCGGUGACUGGGCGCACCCCCUGGCCCGCCAGGGCCUUCACCGCCCCUUCUGACCCUGGCAUAAGGGCUACUUGUUCUGAAAUUAUUUUGAGGCAAGAAGUUUUGAAAGAUGGAUUCCAUAGAGACCUUUUAAUCAAAGUGAAAUUUGGAGAAAGCAUUGAGGACUUACAGACCUGCCGACUCUUAAUUAAACUGUACAUCCCAACAGGACUUUUUGUGGAUCCAUAUGAGUUGGCUUCAUUACGAGAGAGAAACGUAACAGAGGCAGUGAUGGUUUCAGAAAAUUUUAAUAUAGAAGCUCCUAACUAUUUGUCCAAGGAAGCUGAAGUUCUCAUUUAUGCUAGACAAGAUUCACAGUGCAUUGAUUGUUUCCAAGCCUUUUUGCCUGUGCACUACCGCUAUCAUCGGCCACAUAGUAAAGAUGGAGAAACCUUUAUCGUAAUCAAUAACCCAGAUUUGUUGAUGUAUUGUGACCAAGAGUUCCCAAUUUUGAAAUGCUGGGCUCAGUCACAAGUGGCAGCUCCUUGUGCUUUGAAGAAUAGGGAUAUCUGCCAGUGGAACAAUAUGAAGUAUAAAUCAGUAUAUAAGAACGUGACUCUACAGGUUCCAGUGGGACUGACUAUACAUACCUCUUUAGUAUGUUCUGUAACUCUGCUCAUUACAAUCCUGUGUUCUACUUUGAUCCUUGUAGCUGUUUUCAAAUAUGGCCAUUUUUCCCUGUAAGUUUUAUGCAGUUAAGUGCUUUCUAUAAAUCUAAAUAAGACCUAGUCAUUUGUGACUACAGGCGUUCUUCUAGAAUUUACUUAUUACUUUUGUCUUUUGUCUUCAUUUAUGGAUGAAAUUAUGUUUACCAGAGGAAAUUUUGGGUCAUUCUCAGCUAAUUCCAAAAUUUAGUGCUCUGUUGCGUAGAACCUUGAUAAUCUUCAAGCAUCAAGUGGCGAUAGAGGAAACUUAAUUCUGUUGAAUUAAUAUGUAUUUUGUGAGAAGUUGAUUUUGUCUUCAUUUGGGAUAGAAAAAUGAGUUCUUUAUUUAGUAGAAACAAAUUAUUCCUAUUUUGUGAAUAGAAACCUUUUAAUUUAAGCUAAAAAUUGAAACCACCAUUAUAAAUAAGAAUAAAAUAAUUUGGAUGAAGAUCAGUUUUAUUUAAAUGUAAAUUUCAUAAGAAUGUUAAAGCCACUUUUCCAGAGUUUCAAAGAAAAUCAUUAAAGUAGAACAUCUAGGAAAUUAUUAAUAUCAAAAUUGAUUAUUCCUUUUUAAAGCCCAGGCC